GAAUGAAGUGUCAUGCCAGGUUCAGAUUUUGAACUAUACGAAGAACGGUACUCCAUUCUGGAACCUUUUCCACAUAACUCCUGUUCAUAUGGGUCCGAAACAUGUGCUCGAGCAUUACAUUGGCGUGCAGACUUGUUUGCCUGCUCGGUUUGAAGCUUCUGAGGAGGCCACAACAACAUUGGCUUCUGGACAGAGCCCAUCUCUUGUCGAUGCAGAUGAUGGCCCGCGUUUUCAAGAAUAUGAGUCGCUUGCUCGCCUAUCAGCCGAGCUUGCUUCGAAUAAGUGGGCCUCUUUUUGUGAGCUCCUUCAGAGCUCGUUACCCGCUCAGAGAAAUGCAGGUCCUGAGACUGCAGGCACUUCGGUUGACACGGUUCCUCAGCUUCCAGGAACGCUUCAGACAUCGCUGGCAAGAAUCCAUCAAUGCAUUGUACUGGUAGAUGCCACAAACUCAGAGUAUCCCAUCGUGUAUGCAAGCAAGCCCUUCUUAAGAAUGACAGGUUAUUCUUGGCAAGAAGUGGUGGGAAAAAACUGUCGCUUCCUUCAAGGUCCAGAGACUAACCCGGACCAUGUCCAACAGCUUCGGGAGGCCAUACAUGGGAGCAGGUCAUGUUCUGUAAAUAUCCUCAAUUACAGAAGGGAUGGUUCGAAGUUCUGGAACCUACUACAUGUAUCGCCAGUCAGGUCCUUUGAUGGAAAA
Molecule: messenger RNA, 697 nt
Organism: Closterium sp. NIES-65
Lineage: Eukaryota; Viridiplantae; Streptophyta; Zygnematophyceae; Desmidiales; Closteriaceae
Source: the annotation of a GenBank genome assembly